AUCACCAAGUGAAAGAGUAGUGAGAGAGAAGAGGCUGCUCAGACAGUGCCCUGAGGGACAUAACUGGCUUGGGGCAUAACCUGAGUGAAGAUCCAGCAAAGGAGACACAGAAGGAGCUGUCAGAUAGGUGCAUGUGUGUGUGUGUGUGUGUCUCUCUCAGCCUCUUCUGGUCCGUGGAGUACCUGUUAGCGCAGGCAGUGGUGUAAAGAUGGCUAAGUCUAAGAACCAUACCACCCACAACCAAUCGCACAAAUGGCAAAGAAAAGGCAGCAAGAAACUUCAGACACAGAGAUACAAGUCUCUGAAAGGGAUUAGAAACAAAGGCUUUGAAAAGAAAGAAAAGAAGAGGGAAUUGACUGAGAUAAAAACCCACAAAACCAAAUCUGUCAAAGCCCUAACAGAGGCCAUCCACGUCCUAAGCAAAAAAGUCUCUAUGUCUGAGCUCCACCGGUCACCACCUCUGAUCACCAAACACAGAAAUAAAGCCAAUGCCAGGCGCAUUGGCCUCAAGACUGCUACCAAAUGUUCAGGAUCCAAGGUCAGCACUGCACACCUAGACCCCAAGAUCACUAAGCCUGACUCUAAGGUUGCCAGAGCCACUGAACUGAGGGUGGCCAAGUCCCAUGAUCGCAAAGCUGUGAAGCCCGAUCCCAAGGUCACCAAAUCUGAGCACCGCAGAUCUGGCCCUAAGGCUAACAAAUCGGAUGCCAAGGCAAUCAAGUCUGAAGCCAAGGUCACCAAGCACAAAGUCAAAGUCACCAAAUCUGAAGGCCAAAUUACCAAGUCUGACUCCAAGACCACCAAAUCUUACCCCCGCACUACUAAAUCUGACUCCGAUAUCAUCAGAUCCAAACCGAAUGCAGGCAAGUUUGAAGCCAAGGUCACCAAAUAUGAAGGCCGUAUUACCAAAUCUGACACUAAGACCACCAAAUCUGGCCUCAAGACGAGCAAGUCUGAAGCCAAGGUCACCAAAUCUCAUUCCAAAGCAACCAAGUCUGAAGCGAAAGUCAACAGAGCUGAAGUUCAAAUGACUAAGUCUUACCCCAAGUCCUCCAAAUCUGGCUCUAAGACUAAUAAGUAUGACUCUGAGGUGACCAAGUCUAAUUCCAAUGCAACCAAGUCCAAAGCCAAAAUCACCAAAUCUGAAGCCCAAAUGAGCAAAUCUGACCCCAAGAACACCAAAUCUGACCCCAAGACCACAAAGGUCUCCAAGGCCAUCAAGUCUGACCAUGAGGUCACCAAGUCUAACUCAAAUGCAACAAAGUCCAAAGCCAAGGUCAUCAAACCUGAAGCCCAAAUGACCAAAUCUGACCUUAAGACCACCAAAUCUGGCCCCAAGGACACCAAGUCUGAUCCCAAGGCAAACAAAACCAAAGCCAAAGUCACCAAGCCUGAAGUCAAAAUCACUAAGUUUGACUCCAAGGCCCCCAGAAAUGUUCACAAGGCCACCAAGACUAACACUAAAGUCUCCAAGGCCACCAAGUCUAAUCCCAAGGUCUUCAAGGCUUCCAAAUCUGACACCGAUGUUACUAAAUCUAAUCCUAAGGCAAACAAGUCCGAAACCAAGGUCACCAAACCUGAAGCCCAAAUCACCAAGACUGACUCCAAGACUACCAAAUCUGGCCCAAAGGCCACAUAUGACAAUAAGGUCUCCAAGGCCUUCAAGUCUGACACUAGGACCACCAAGUCUGAUCCCAAGGCAAUGAAAUCCAAAGCCAAAGUCACCAACUCUGACCCCAAGGCCACAAAAAAUGGUUUCAAGGCCACUAAGACUAACAACAAGGUCUUCAAGGCUAUAAAGUCUAAUUCUGAGAUCACAUUUGAUCACAAGGCCACCAAAAAUGGUUUCAAGGCCACUAAGACUAACAAGGUCUUCAAGGCUAUAAAGUCUAAUUCUGAGAUCACGUUUGAUCACAAGGCCACCAAAAAUGGUUUCAAAGCCACCAGGACUAACACCAAGGUCUCCAAGGCUACAAAGUCUGAUUCCGAGAUCACGUUUGAUCCCAAGGCCACCAAAAUUGGUUUCAAGGCCACCAGGAUUAACACCAAGGUCUCCAAGGCUACAAAGUCUGAUUCCGAGAUCACAUUUGAUCCCAAGGCCACCAAAAAUGGUUUCAAGGCCACCAGGAUUAACACCAAGGUCUCCAAGGCUACAAAGUCUGAUUCCGAGAUCACAUUUGAUCCUAAGGCCACCAAAAAUGGUUUCAAGGCCACCAGGACUAACACCAAGGUCUCCAAGGCUACAAAGUCUAAUUCUGAGAUCACGUUUGAUCCCAAAGCAAUCAAGUCUGAAGUCAAGGUCACCAAGUCUGAAAUCAAAAUCAGCAAGUUUGACCCCAAGGCCAAUAAAUGUGGCCCCAAGGCUAUCAAGUCUAACACUAACAUCUUCAAGACUGCCAAGUCUGAAGUUAAGAUUACCAAGGUUGACUCAAAGAUCAUGAAGCCCAGUGAUUCCAAGACUUCGAAGCUCAUUGAUUUCAAGGCUGCUAAGUCUGUCGAGCCUCCACUGUACCAAAAGCAGUCAAAAGCAGAUACUGGGACUAAAGCUACUAGUUUGAAGCCUUCUAAAUAGAAGUUUCAGGACAAAAUGACAUGUUUAAAUCUUAAAUCACUGUUUUUUUUCUAAGCCAGGAUAUGAUUAUUCAUUAUUUUAUACAAAUAAAGGAAAUGGUGAGUCAUAAGAAAACAAAAAACAAAACAAAAAAUGUUACAUCUUCUUUUUGAGUAUUUUAUUCCUUAAAAUGGAUACACACAUAUGAAAGCACACACACAUAUAUACACAUAUAGAUAUUUAUUUAUAUGUAUAUAUCAAACAAAUAUACAUGCAGAAGUCUCAAAUGCAAUUUAAAUGGACUGCCACUUUUGGGAAAAAAAGGCUCUAUUGCCACCUGCAGGUUUCUUAAGGGAAUUGAAUUUCAAAGUUUUUUUUGUUUUUGUUUUGUUUUGUGUGUGUGUGUGUGUGUGUGUGUGUGUGUGUGUGUGUGUGUGUGUGUGUGUGUGUGUGUUUAAUAAAAAGGAUGCUUCUGAGUCAGGAAAAAUCAAACAAAACAUGAAACAAAGCCUUUUAGAGCUGGAAAGGCUCCUAUUAAACAACUAAGUCCCACCUCUUCAUUUUGCAGUCAGAGAUGAAACAACAUAACUAUUUGUUGGUUAACCAGAGAUUCCAUCUGAUUCCUACUUGGAGGCUUUCUUCCCCCAAUAAAUAUCUAGGCAGUUUACCUCAUCUACUUCUUCCCAAACACCACUGAAACUCGGCUGUAGAUUCUUUUCUUUAAGCUCAGUGAAUUUUGUAUUCUUUUAUUUUUCAGUUCCAAGUUUUCUCCCUCUCCUUACCCUAUCCCUUAUUCAAUGAAAAGACAAGAAAAAUAAGACCUAUAACAAGUAUGGAUAGUUAUGCAAAACAAUUUCCACAUUAGCCAUACUACAAAAAAAAAAAAGACAAGAAAAAGAAAGA
Molecule: messenger RNA, 3454 nt
Organism: Monodelphis domestica (gray short-tailed opossum)
Lineage: Eukaryota; Metazoa; Chordata; Mammalia; Didelphimorphia; Didelphidae
Biological process (GO): cytoplasmic translation
Cellular component (GO): ribosome; cytosolic large ribosomal subunit
Molecular function (GO): structural constituent of ribosome
Source: RefSeq, a predicted model, not a curated record